AUGACUAGCACGGACCACCACCCAGUGGCGGCGCCCCUCCGUCCGCCCCACAGGACGUCCUACUCGGCCGGGAAGUCCGUUACGAACGCGCUUUUUGGUAACCAUGCUGACGAUGAUUCGCCCGGAACCCUGCCCAGCGUGUACGCGGCGCGUCGAACUCUUUCGCAAGACACGUCCGCGUCGCUGCUUUGCUCUGUAGAUGCCGCGGCAGUAAAGCAGUAUGAGAACGUGGAGCGAGCCUCAGUUCCCGCAGUUCCGGCCAAGACUGUGAAUCUCUCCGCGACCGACUUGCUGCUGCUCCUCAGCCCGAGUGUCGCCAAUAACGCGAACCUCCACGCAUCCACGAACAAUCCGUACGGUUGUCGCGAGUGCCCCGGGAAGUUCCCCUCGUUAAACGCACUCAAUGAGCAUUUUCAGGAAGAGCAUCAGAAGGAGACCCACCUUUCUAAUUCCAACUCCCCUCUUAUCCAUGGCGCCGGAGCGCUAACGCCUCCUAGCGGGAUCUCAGAGCGUCUGGAUUCGGGAUCCCCGGUAAUAGAGUCUUCGGUAUCGAACAGUGGGCGCCCGAAACGCGGCACCGGACGGCGCGUUCUUAGCGGUCCGCUCGAGGCGCCUCGACGGCGCACGGGACGGCGCGUCGUGAGUGGGCCGCUGGAGCCGCGGAGAGUCACCGCGCGGAAAACCAGCGGUCAAGCGAGCCCGAUGAGUCAAACAAGUCAAGGCACGGGGGAAGCCGAGGCGUCGCCGCCCGCGGACUGGUCUUGCGGAACGCCGAACGGACGGAAGCGCACGCGGAUUCCGUCGGAGCCGAUUCAGGAGUCCGCGAUGAGCGGCGAGAGCUCCGAGACGAAAGAAACCGAAUGCUUCGCUGGUCCCGCGUCCUCCGCGGGUGGCGCCUCGCAAGAUCUAAGCUCGUCUUCCGCCGCUGCGACUGCUGCGACCGCUAGCAACAGGCGGCAAGCGAAGGGGACCGCCGCCGCAGCCUCUUCUACCACCCCCGAGCGUUCUCCCCCUUCCGCCUUAGCGAAGGAUGCGCCGCACGUUGCGCGAGGCAGCAAUUCGGAUCAGCAGCAGCUCGUGACUCUCUUUCAAGCGCUUACGCCGGGUGCGGAGGCUCCGCGCGGAGAGCUCGGCGGAGGAGCGGCGGGCGCGCGGCAGACAACGACGGCGGCGGCGGCGGCGGCGACGCAGCCGGGUUCAGGCGCGGCCAGCAGGAAUAUCUCCGUUCCCCCGCGUCACCCGCCGCCGCACUCGGGUCGAAAGAACGCGGGUGGCGCGGAUCGGAGCGGGGCUGGCGGAACGAUAGCAGCUGCAGCGACGGGUAGCACGCUGGGCGGCGCGAGUCCCGGGAACUCGGGUGGAUCUGGCUUGGGAGGGAGUGGCGCCGCGGAUGCAAUCGCGCGAAGGCGUCCCGGUGAAGAGGGCUUGGCGUUGACGGAAAGACGCGCGGCACCUGAGGUCCCUGCGGAAGUACCCUCGGAAGCGCUAGCUGCGGCCGUUAUUGCCGCGAUCGUGCCCGCAGAAGGUGUUUUGCCCAAGAGAACUAUUGCUUCUGGAACUUCAGCUCAAGGAGUUCCAGGCUCCAUGUCCGGAGCAGGCUCGGCGGACCGGUUUGGGGCUGGGCAGCAAGACGUUCUCAUGGGGGAGGGCGGUGCGGGGUUAGGAAAUCUCUUGGUUCAGGGUGCGCCGGGUGCUGCCAAGGCUGCUCGGGUUUCGGCAGCAGCAGCAGCAGCAGCAUCAACAGCAGCAACAGCAGGUGCUUAUGCAGCAGCAGCAACAGCAGCAGGUGCAGAUGCAGCAGGUACAACAGGUGCAGCAGGUCCCACAGCACCAAGUGCAGCAGGUGCAGCAGCAGCAGGUGCAGCAGCAAUCACCAGCUCCCAGGAGCCCUGUGGCAAGGCCAGCAGCACAGCAGCAACACGAGCUGCUGUUGCAGCAGCACCAGCAGCUGCAACAGGAACAAGUUCUUUUGCAGCUGCAGCAAUAUUUGCAGCAGCAACAGCAACAGCAACAGCAACAGCAGCAGCAGCAGCGGCAGCAACAGCAACAGCAGCAACAGCAACAGCAGCAACAACAGCAACAGCAGCAGCAGCAGCAGCAGCAGCAGCAGCAGCAGCAGCAGCAGCAGCAGCAGCAGCAGCAGCAGCAGCAGCAGCAGCAGCAGCAGCAGCAGCAGCAGCAGCAGCAGCAGCAGCAGCAGCAGCAGCAGCAGCAGCAGCAGCAGCAUCUGCACCAGCAGCACUUUCAGCAACAUUCACAGCAGCAGGAAGCGGGGCAGUUGCUGCAGCAGAAUUUCAUUCAAGCACCGGACAGCUACUAAAAGGGGCCUUCCGCGGGGUAAUAACGGAGGUAGCCCGGCAAACAACCGUUAUCCAGAAGCUCUCUGUCGCGUCACGUCUCUCUCUCGUGCUAUUCGCUGAGCUUGCCGGCGUCGUUUCGACUGUCCCGUGCGGCGCUUUCGCGCUCCUCUUGUACUCCUUCCUGCUCCUCGCUUCCCGCUCCCGCGUUUUCCUCCGCCGUUUCUGCCGAAUAUGGCGCCGCAUUUCCCGUCGAGUGGUUCCUCGUCGAUGCAGAAGCAUCAUUGUCGCGACGGUCGCGCGGAUCGCGGCGGGGUUGAAGCGUCUCAGCCGUGGUGAUAAGUGGCUGUAUGCUCCCCUUGCUGCCAGAUGCGCUGCUGAAGGGGCAAUUGCGGUUGUUAUUCAAUACACCCUCUACCCCGAGCUCUUGGCAGCGGGGCAGCAGGAGGAGGCAAGUGCGGCCCUCUCAUGGGUGUUUGACAACAUCCAUGCCUAUGGUGGCGACCCUGAUCGUGUCUUCCUGUGCGGCCACUCCUCUGGGUCGCACACAGUUGCCAUGCUGAUGUGGCGCCGCUUUAAGGAAGGCCUGCGGCGGGCAGCAGGGGCAGCAGGCAGGGCGGGGGGAGGUGAGGGGGGAGGGAGGCAAGGAGAGGGCAGGACGGUGGGAGGUUUCCCCGGGGGGCCCUCCGCGCCCACGGGCGCAUCCGCGGCGGCGCAACUGGCGCGCCAGGCGGACGCGGAGGAGCCUCUGCUAUUCGCGGAACGGAUAUCCGCGCAGGCGCAGGGCGGGUUGGUGGGGGAAGCGACGGGGGGAACCGACGGGCAUGUGGGGAGGGAAGGGGCGGAAGGGGGAGCUGAAGAGGGGAGUGCGGGGAGGGCGGAAGGAGCAAUGGUAGGGGAGGGGGAAGCAGGAAAGACAGCAGAGGGAGAAAGGGUAGGAGGAGGAGGAGGAGGAGGAGGAGGAGGAGGAGGAGGAGGAGGAGGAGGAGGAGGAGGAGGAGGAGGAGGAGGAGGAGGAGGAGGAGGAGGAGGAGGUGGAGGAGGAGGAGGAGGAGGAGGAGGAGGAGGAGGAGGAGGAGGAGGAGGAGGAGGAGGAGGAGGAGGAGGAGGAGGAGGAGGAGGAGCUGGAGGAGGAGGGGAGGAGAGAGGAGGAGGAGAGGAGGGAGGAGAGGGGAAAAGUGACAGGUUGUACCAGCGGUAUAAAGUCGCUGCAGCUUAUGGCUUCCUGGAGCUCUCUCUUCUGCAUCGCAAGCCGUCUCUGCAGCGGCAUCAGCCUGUGACAGCACUGCUGCAGCAGCAAAACGGCGAUUCUGCUGCUCCUGCUCCUGCUGCUGCUGCUGCUGCUGCUGACGCUGCUGCUGAAUCUGCUGCUGCUCUUGCUGCUGGCACAGCUGCCACCGCUGCUGCUGGUGCUGCUGACGCGGGAGAAGCGGAGCAGAAGGAGCAAGGGGAGCAGAAGGAGAAAGGGGAGCAGAGGGAGGAGAAAGGGGCGGCGGAAAGGGGAGGUGGUAGCGUGGCAGGGGCGCAGGUACCUGGGGGUGUGGUGGGCGGGGCAGGGGGAAAGGGAGGGAGCGGUGCAGAGGAGGGCAGAGAAAUGGGAGAGGGCGGAGAGAGAGGGAGAGAGGGGGGGGAAGGGGAGGGGGAGGGGGAUUUGAGGUCCCUAGACCUGCACUUUGUGCCCUCUGCUCCCCGCUCCAUCUUCCGUUUUGACUCGUACGAGUUCAGCUUUUUCGGGCCUACUGAUUCGGCAGGCUCGGGGGGCACUGUUGCCGGACCUGGCAGUCUGGUUCGGGGGCCUAGUGGUCUGGGACGGCAGCUGUCUAUCAGCUGUGCGGAGAGGUUGCCAGAAAAGGUGGGGGGAAGGGGCGCACUGGGGGGAGGGGCGGAGUUGGGGGAAGAAGGGGAAGCAGGGGAAGGUGCUAUUGCAGGGGGAACGGGAUUGGGGGAACAUGGGGCAGAGCAGGGGAAGGGAGGGCGAGAGGGUCUGGGAGAAGGCGGCUGGGGGACGGGGAAGGGCGGGAAUGGAGCGGAAGGGGGAGAGCUUGGUGGUGUUGGGGUCGCUGCUGGGCUUAGUGGGAGUGAAAUGGGCGGCAGUGGCAUGGGGAUGGGCGGCACUGGUGCUGCCUUGGCCCGCACUGGUGCUGGUGUGGGCGGCAGUGGGAGCAUAGGCGCAGCGUGGCGGCGAAUCAUGGGGAAUUCGAGCAAGGAAGGGGGGCUGUAUGAAGGUAGCAAGGCGAAUGGUGUGGGCAUAGGGAUGCCGGGAGCUCCGUCUGAGUCAACUCAUAAGUUAAGCCCUGUGCUGCAAGUAAGGGAGCUGGGAACAACAGCCGCCGCAGCAGCAGCAGCACCCGCAGCAGCAGCAGGAGUGAUGGGGGGAUUGGGCAUGGGCAUGGGGGAAAGGGCACUGGGUGCAGUGGGGCUGGGGGAACGAGGGGCAGUGGGCAUGGGGGAAGGGGUGGGGAGCGCCCUGGGGAUGGGGGAAGGGGUAGGAGGCGCACUGGGGAUGGGGGAAGGGGCAGGGGGCGCACUGGGGAUGGGGGAAGGAGAUAUGGGCGCGGCAUUGCUGCGGCUUGUGGGGGGGAGUCUGGGGGGAGCGGGAAUGGUGGAAGGAGGGGCGUUGGCAGCACUGCUGGCGAGUGUGUUGGGAGGCAGCAGUGGGGGGAAGCUUCCCUUGAGACUUUCUGGGAGUGCUGCUGCCAUGGGCCUCACUGGUAGUUCUGCUGCAGCUGCUGGCAGUGCUGCACUACUGGCGAGUGUGUUGGGAGGGAGCAGUGGGGGAACCUUUCCUUUGGGACUUUCUGGAACUGCAGCUGCCGGCAAUGCUGCCACGUGCUCUGCCGGGCUCAAUCCAGCCGUUGGUUCAAGUGCUGCUGGGUUCAAUCCAGCCGUUGAAUUGAGUGGUGCCGGGUUCAAUCCAGCCAUUGGAUCGAGAGCUGCAGGGUUCAAUCCAGCCGUUGGCCCACCGGCGACAGGUGGGUCUGCAGUGGCAGGAGCAUCAGGUGCUGCAGGUGUUGCACCUGUACCUGUACCAGCAACAGCAGCUGUUGGAGCAGCAGCAGCAGCAGCAGCAGCAGCAGCAGCAGCAGCAGCAGCAGCAGCAGCAGCAGGAAGAGCUGGAAUUGCGGCAGGUGGUGGCGGCGGCGGUGGUGGUGGUAGUCGUAACGUGGUAAAAGGGAGGUCUGGCGCAGGGAGAGGAGGGGGCUGGUCUGGGUCAGGUUUGGAGGAAGAUGGGGAGGAGAGCACAGGCGAUUCAGAGCGAGAGGAGGGGGAGGAGGAUGGUGGGGAGGAUUUGGGGCUGAGAGGGGUGGGGCGGCCGGGUCCCAGGAGGAAGAGUGGAGCGGUCACCAAGCCGUGUGCUGCCGCGCGGAAGCGGAGGGAUCGCAUAUCGCGGCACAUCCGCACGCUGCAGGGGCUGGUGCCCGCAACUACCAAGACUGAUGCCACCACUGUGCUGGCUCAGACUAUCCGUUACCUGCGCGGCCUCGAAAGCCAAGUAUCGGAGCUCAAGGCCAAGUUAGGUGCAAUGGCAGGCAGCAGCUCCCAGGCAGAGUAG
Molecule: messenger RNA, 5850 nt
Organism: Closterium sp. Yama58-4
Lineage: Eukaryota; Viridiplantae; Streptophyta; Zygnematophyceae; Desmidiales; Closteriaceae
Source: the annotation of a GenBank genome assembly